Messenger RNA from Ascochyta rabiei, 348 nucleotides. RefSeq lists its product as uncharacterized. Bases 1 to 348 code for a protein of 115 amino acids. Lineage: Eukaryota; Fungi; Ascomycota; Dothideomycetes; Pleosporales; Didymellaceae. The transcript has a single exon. The record is from RefSeq and is a predicted model, not a curated record.
AUGACUCAAGCCUCUGAUAUCAUCCCCACCCCUGAAGCGCCUUUCGACGAAGAAAAAUCCGAUCUCUCACGAGAGCUUAAAUACCUCGAAGUGCGAAUCGCAAAGCACGAGGAAAAGCUAGAGAAGCUGAUGCAGGAUAUCUAUGCCGAGAAGCGACCCUUGAAGAAACAAGAGCUGGAAAAGCAGAUGCAAGCUGAGAAAGAGGUUGUGGAGGUAGCUAGGUGCGAGUGGGAAUGCGCUUUGGCGGUCUUUCAUAAUGAGAGCUUGGAGUGGGAUGAGGAGGUUAGGAGGCGUCUUAGGAUAGCGAAUGAUGCGAUGUUGGGUAUUGAGGCUGAGGUGAGGAGAUGA